Molecule: messenger RNA, 3354 nt
Organism: Marchantia polymorpha subsp. ruderalis
Lineage: Eukaryota; Viridiplantae; Streptophyta; Marchantiopsida; Marchantiales; Marchantiaceae
Source: the annotation of a GenBank genome assembly
GUAGUAGGAUGCCACGCGGUCGGAGAACCACGUCAGAUGGCCAGGGUCGGGAAGAACAUGGAAAAUCGAUAUGAUCGAUGGAGGACGCGCCGAAAAGAAAGGUGAUGAGAGACAUUGCUGCAGCGCGGCCGAGGACACAGGGAUGCAGGAGGGAGGGAGGGAGGGAGGCAGGACUAGACAUUCCGAGAGAGCAUAGAGACGUCUGGGCUGCUGUCUUGUCUCAGGAACACGCUGAAUGAUGAUGAGGAUGAUUUUUCGAAAGCACGAUAUUCUCGAGAGCCUCACGAACGGGGGACUAUAAUUGCACCCGUCCGCAAUCCGCAAUGCAUGUCGUCUAGUGGUCGCACAUCGAGUAUAAGCGACACCAAAAUCAAUUCCGGCAUUAUCAUAGUCGUUCGAGGGCUAGAUAUUGGAACUGGUGACAGAAGUUUGCAGAAGGGCUUUGACAUUGGAGGUUUUGCAAAUUCGGAACAAAUUCGGAAUAGAAACAGAUAUCUAGUGACUUCGUUUUCUGUUGUAAUGUUGUAUGUUCUCCUAGCGAUAGCAAGUUGUGCAUUGAAAGUUGAGAUGGCAGGGGAAUCCGUUUAACGGAAGUAGUUUCAGAAAUACGCUGGAAAUUUUAGAACCUUCGAAAGGAAGAUAAACCUUGCAUUGGUACUCUGGUGCUCAUGGCGAGGAACUCGUCUAGGAAGAAGAGGAGAAAAUCGAGGGAGUUGAAUGCUAAAGCAACGUCCUCAUCCGAUAGCGAGGGAGGAUCGGAGGAUGAUCAUGAAGAAGAGGACAGGAAUGAACGGCGUUGGCAGACCAGGAAGUCUGUUAUUGACAGUAAAGCGAAGGGGAAAGAGGUAGUGAAAGAUGAAGAUGAAGAAAGCAGGAGUGCAAGCGGGGGAGUUGUAGAAGAGCAAAAGGGUGAUUCUCAGAAGGAGGCCGAUCAGGUUUGUGGGAUAUGUUUAAGUGAAGGUGGAAUUGAGAGGGGAAAGUUAGAUUGCUGCGAUCAUUUCUUCUGUUUCAACUGCAUUAUGGAAUGGGCGAAAGUAGAGUCUCGAUGUCCCAUGUGCAAGCAACGGUUUGUCACUGUCAUGAGACCUGCCGCUUCCGGUGUGGCUCGCAGCCGGAACAGAACAUUUCGUAUUCCUACUCGAGAUCAAGUAUACGAGCCUUCAGAAGAAGAGAUCCGCCUUUUCACUGAUCCGUACCAGAACACAGUUUGUAUUGAGUGUCAGGAAGCAGGAGACGAAGGCUUAUUGCUUCUGUGUGAUCGGUGUGAUGCUGCAGCGCAUACUUACUGUGUGGGUCUUGGUCGUUCUGUUCCCCGGGGUGAUUGGUUCUGUCAAGAAUGUCUGAAUGGUCUUGCAGGUUCCAGCGAAGAUGAAGAGGAAGUGAGAUAUUUAGUGCAAGACGGAGAGGAUCCUUGUGGGACUAACUCAGCUUGGGAUUUGGCUGUGCUAGUGACGGAUAUAAACGCAGAACGAAAUGCAAGAUCCAGACGUUUAGCCACUUCCAAUCAAGGUGCACGACCAGUGAGAAGAAGUACUCGGCGUAUGGAAAGGGGCCCCAGGGCCACCACCAACUUGUUGGAAAGUUCCUCCACUGAUUCUAGAAGCGGAUUUUUACCAUCUCUACUGGAGCAUUAUGGAGUGGCCAGAACACUUUUCCGGCAGCGUCAGGUGCAAGCAACCGUGCACAACAGGUUACAAAACAUGCGUGAUAACUGGAAUAGAUUUCGGACUGGAGAAACUCAAUUCUCUGGACAAGCAGCUCAUGAAUCCAGAAAUUCUAACUUUUUCAGAACAGGUCCAGAUGUAUCAUCUGUUCCAUCUUCCUCCUUGUCAGGCACACUAGGACUUGGGACGAGAAAUAUAGUAGCUCCCGGGAUUGGCCGUGGGGAUGGUCCAAGCGUACCUCAUCCAAGACCUGAGCCGCGAUCAGCUGAGCAGGUUGAGGUUGAUCGAGCAUGGGCUAUGAUGGAUCAAGCAAGAAGAUUAGAGGUGAGGUCUGCUGCUAACGGCAAUCAAUCUGCGACUGCAUCUUCCCGAGGAGGGAUAGCAACCGAAAGAUUUAGUAGGGAAGCAAAGUCACAAGAAGUUGCAGUGCCGAGAACUAGAGAGAUACAAGCUCAGGAGGCUGUUCUUCCAGGAGCUACGAGUUCAAGUGGAGGGCAAGAGGUCUUUUUGAAUACGCGGAGUGCAAAUUUAAACAGGGAAGUCGAGACGAAGGAGAGUACUGCACCUCCUAUGAGUGCUAGAGAGGACAAUCCACUUCAUAGUAGCAGUAGGCGCGAGGUUUCGAGCAGCCGAGGGGGUUAUCAUCUCAGAGAAAGCAGUCAGGUUGCAAGAAACACCGCUAAAGACAAUAGUGCUCCUGAUAGUAGUUCGAGGCGUCUUAGCCUGAGAGAGAAUAGAGUGGACCCUGAAGCUUUGCAAGUUCGAAGUGUUCUUGAUGACAAAGACAACUCAAGGGGUUCUUCAGGGCGGUCCACUAGGAUGAAAGAUCCCAACAAGGACUCGAAAGAUAGUACGGCUCUCCAAGUGUUGAGCUUAUUCGAUGACAAAGACAAUUCAAGGGGCUCUGGUCCUUCUACAAGGAGGAGAGAAUCCAACAGAGAGUCAAAAGACAGUACAAGUUCGCAAAUAUUAAGCACAUCUCGGACAAGAGCAGCAAAAGCAAUCAUACGUUGCCCAGAGAGAGACGAAGAGGUGAAACUACUCAAAGAACAAUGCUUCAACUUAGUCAACAUGGCGUUAAAACCUUUUUUCGACAAAGGCAAGAUUGAUAAGAAGCAGUACAAGGAAAUUGCCAGGCUGGCAACACACGCGAUACUGGCUUCUCUUGAUGGUCCUGAGUCGAAGAAUGGCACAAAUGUGUCUCUUGGAACUGUCAUAUGUGACCACGAGGGACUCACUUCUUCUGAUUUAAUCCCGGGAUGCUGCGAGUCAUGUGUUCUGCGACACGUAAGGAAAUUUGUGAAGAAAAUAGUUAAGGAAAAGGUAGAUUGUUAGGCUUUUGUAAAGUAGGAUCUGACCAGUUCAGUACACAUUCAUUAGCAAGAGACGUCAAUGUUAAAGAGGAGGGAGGCAUCGACUUCCUUAAGGGUGGGCCUGAUGAAAAGUAUACUAGAUGAGCUUCAGAAAAGCGACAGCUCAUAUCUUCAAUCCAACCCAAUAUCAUUAUAGAGAUAGCACACUCUUUUUUCUUCACAGUUUUAGAGAAAUUGCCACACGGGAAUUUGAGGACAGACAAAAGCUUCUAAUUCCUAUUUUUUAUGAAGCUUUUUACAAUUUCAAAGUGUGGACUUUUUUGCCCUGGUUUCAAAUACAUCAAGUGCACAAUUUUGAAUGUUUCACACAGUCAGGC